Acyrthosiphon pisum (pea aphid) is the source of this 360-nucleotide messenger RNA. RefSeq lists its product as uncharacterized. The coding region runs from base 1 to 360 and encodes 119 amino acids. The transcript has a single exon. The record is from RefSeq and is a predicted model, not a curated record. NCBI's taxonomy places the organism in Eukaryota, Metazoa, Arthropoda, Insecta, Hemiptera, Aphididae.
AUGGAUACAACAAUAACCCAACAGCCAGGCAGUUCAGAACUUGUCAUAAAUGUAAAUAAUGUACAGCUGACAAACAGUGGACAUUGCAUACCCUUAGAGAGUAUUGAUAUUCUUCACUAUUCUAGUAGUGACCCCAUUAAAGUUAUUAAUGAAAGUACAACAAAUAUUAAUUCUGAUCCUACAUAUUUGAAAGAUAACUUAAAAACAGCUGAAAGUUUCAUUAAUGAUCAUGAUUAUAUAGUCACUCAGAAUACUUUUGAAUUUAGUAAUUUUACUAAAGAAAUAAUUAUAUAUAUUUCAGGAUUUUUGGUACAUAAAUUAGCUUCAACUCUUCAAUGUGAAACUUGUGUAAAAGCAUAA